AUGCCACACAUUUUCUGCUGCCGUCACUAUUAUCACAAUAUAUAUUCAUAUAUUUACCGUAUUUGUACUAUGUUUGUUACUAUUAUACGGUUUGGAAAAUUUAUUCCAACUGUUAAAUACGGUAGUUAUAAAGUAACACCCAUGAAUCAUGUGCCCAAACAUAUUGUUGGUCCGUGUUAUUCAAUUAACAAUCCUAUUAUUACACAACCAUCUCAAAAUGACCCAGCGCUCCAAUUUGCUGAAGUCAAAUCGCAUUCUGUAAUUGAAAAAAUGAGAAAGGCUGCCAAAAUUGCCAGUGAUUGCCUAGAAUUGUGCUGCAAAAAAUCUCUCCCAGGCGUUACAACCGAUGAGAUUGACAAGGUUGCCCAUGAAUUCAUUAUUUCAAAGGGUGCUUAUCCUUCAGGGGUCAAUUUUCACGGAUUUCCCAAGGCAAUUUGCGCUUCACCAAAUGAGGUAGUUUGUCACGGUAUACCAGAUACUAGACCGCUAUGCAAUGGUGACAUUAUAUCCUACGAUUGUACUGUUUACUAUGAUGGUGUAUACGGGGAUUGUGCUAAAACAAUUUCUAUAGGUAAACCCAGUGAUGAGGACCUGAGACUUAUUGAGGCAACCAAAGAAUGCUUAAUGUUGGCAAUAUACACACUUAAGCCUGGAAUGAAUCUUAGUGAAAUUGGCAAAAUCAUCCAUGAAAAGGCUAAGCAGUUGGGGUAUUGUGUAAUUAAGGAAUUUUGCGGUCAUUUUAUCGGCCAUGAAAUGCAUAUGAGACCGCUAAUCUGCCAUACCUACCCAAAUAACACAAUUGGCACUGCUAUUGUCGGUCAAACAUUCACUAUAGAACCAAUAUUAUGCCAAGGUGAAUCUGUUAUUGAGAUUUGGGAAGAUGGCUGGACAGCUGUGACAGCUGAUCGUUCAAAGAGUGCCCAGUUUGAGCAUACUGUCUUAGUGACCAGUGACGGCUGUGUGCCUAUCACCAGUUGGACAUAA
Molecule: messenger RNA, 984 nt
Organism: Babesia microti strain RI
Lineage: Eukaryota; Apicomplexa; Aconoidasida; Piroplasmida; Babesiidae
Product: methionyl aminopeptidase
Exons: 4
Coding region: 1-984 (327 amino acids)
Biological process (GO): proteolysis
Molecular function (GO): metalloaminopeptidase activity
Source: RefSeq, a predicted model, not a curated record